Messenger RNA from Ectocarpus siliculosus, 1951 nucleotides. The record is from the annotation of a GenBank genome assembly. Lineage: Eukaryota; Phaeophyceae; Ectocarpales; Ectocarpaceae.
AUGCUGCGACUAGGACGGCAUGGCUCUACCCUUAAGGCCUGUUCUCUCCGUCAACCGGCAGCAGCUUACGCGAGAGCGACCAGACCGUCCUCAAUUUGGCGAAGAGACCCGAUCGUCCCGUCUGGACCGCACGACAACAUCGUGCGCGGCAUCACCACCAACACCUUCACCAACACCACCACCAACACCGAGCAGCAGCGAUCAGUGGCCUUGUCCCGAUGGAUCCAGGCUGAUCGGCGAAGAGGGCCGCAUGUCGGGCCUGCACCAGCAGCGUCGGUGACGCAGCUGCAGCAGUGGAGAGGUCUGGCAUCUGGCUCUAGUGGGAAGGGCAAGGGCGGAGAGGAGGAAGGGGGGAUGUUUGAUCGCCUCAAGAAGACCUUUACGGAGGAGAUAGACAAGAACCCGAGCCUGAAGGAGAGCCUGUCCAAGCUUAAGGAUGCGGAGCAGAAGCUCAGGGAAAACCCUAGCGUUAAGGAGAACCUAGCUAAGCUCAAGGAGGCCGAGAAGAAGUUUCGGGAAAACCCCAGCGUCCAGGAAAAUUUGUCCAAGCUCAAGGAUGCGGAGAAGAAGUGGAGAGAGGACGCAAAGAGCAAGCAGGGUGAGUUUGCCGAGCAGGCGGAGAAGGCGAGGGAAAAGGCACAGCAAGGCGGAGGAGCUUUCCAGGAAAAGUUCCAAGAGCUGAAACAAACGCUCGAAGAAAAGCUGGGAAAGGUGGGCGGGGAGAGCGGCGACGGGAAGGACGGCGGCGAAGGAAAAGACGGCGCGGAGAACGAGUUCGUGCGGGCCUCGAAGGAGAAGUUCUCGGGGGCACAGAAGGCGCUAGACGAAAAUUCGCUGUUCUCCAAGCUGAGGGUCAAGACCCAGGCUUUCCGAGAAGCCGUGGCGGGCGCUUCUUCCGAGCUGUUCCCUUCGGAAGGACAGAAGGCGGAGAGCGCGGUGGUGAAGAAGCUCAAGCAGCCCAAGAAGGAAAAGAAGAAGAAGAAGAAGAAAAAGGACGGCAAGGAGAAGGCCCCGGUAGAGGGAGAGGACGACGAGGAGGAGGAGGAGGAGGAGGAAGAGAAGGGGGGAAUGGGAAGCCUGAUGAUCGUCAAGACGGCGGGAGAGGCGUGGGAACGACUGCAAGAGAGGCUCAAGGAGUCCCCCAUCAUCCAGGACCUGCUGGGAGCUUCUAGAGUUGUGGCCUCGGGGUCGCUGGGACAGGGGGCCAAGUCUGCGAAGGACACUGUGAAGGACAAGGUGGAGGACGUUCAGGAAGCCUGGGAGACCAGCCAGCACCCCCUGGUGUACAAACUGUCCUCGGCGUGGGAUAGCUUGACGGCGGAGAGUGAUGAGGGGAUAGGGGUGAGGGAGCUCCGGCGGCUUGACCCGUCGUUCAGCGUGGAGGACUGGAAGAGAGACAUCCAGGAGCUGUUCCUGCCGGAGUUCAUGUCCGCCUUCUUGAGAGGCGACGUUAAGUUGCUAAAACAGUGGACGGGGGAGGCGUGCUACAACAAACUUGCGUCCGAGGCUAAGCAACGAAAAGCCGACGGCAUGGUCUUGGACCCGCACGUACUGGACAUCCGGCAGGGGGAGGUGCUGGCCAUCAAGGCGGACGCCGGGAAGGCCAACCCUACGAUCGCGUUGCAGUUCAUGUGCCAGCAGAUCAACUGCGUCCGCAAUAAAAAGGGCGAGAUUCUGGAAGGUGCCGAGGACGACAUCCGCGCGACGUACUACAUCCUGGCGUUCCAGAGGGAGUUUAACGACGACGAGGCCGAGCUGAGGUGGAGAGUGGUGGACAUGAUGGUCGUUGGAGCCUUCCCGUGGUACUAGGGGGCUACGUUGCAAUGUUAGCGGAGGCCGCACAGAGAAGUCGCGACUGUCGUGAUGACGUAGGUAUAUAGAUAACACACACACUCGGUAUGGCAGCGUGAGUUCGGCAAAUCCGUGGUACGACAUGUGCGAGAAGGGAACG